Molecule: messenger RNA, 339 nt
Organism: Musca vetustissima
Lineage: Eukaryota; Metazoa; Arthropoda; Insecta; Diptera; Muscidae
Exons: 3
Coding region: 1-339 (112 amino acids)
Source: RefSeq, a predicted model, not a curated record
AUGAAUCAGUACGGUAUGCUUAAUUUCGAAGAACAUAUACGUGUAAAGAGGGCCGGUGUUAAAAACUAUCCCGAUGAUACGCCUGAAUUUGACCGAAACAAUGUGUCACUGGAUUUUCCCGAUGAGUUGUUCAAUCAGUCGUUUUCAUCCCUGACAAGAAUUUCUCAAACAAUUUCCCGAUUGAUUAUGAAUUCCGCACGCCGCUACUCCCGCUUUGUGCUGUUCUUCAAACCCAUUUUCGGCGAUGCCUUAGUUGUCAAAGGUUCCGAAGAUCCAACAACAACAACUACUACUACCACAACUACGGCAAAUCCCAAUGAUAGUUUAAAUGAAGUUUAA